AUGCGUCUACAUAUCCGGUUGAUACUGGUACUUUUGUUCUUUAUAAAUGUAUUUGCUCUAGUUUUUAUGUAUUUUGACCUUAUGGAUGGAAGUAGUUCGGAUGUUGUGAUAAAGAAUACAGUAAAGCCGCAUGAGCUGUGUGUCCUCGUGCCCUAUAGAGAUAGAAGAGAAGAAUUAUCAGAGUUUGCUCCACAUCUUAGCCGUUUCCUGAAAAAUCAGCAUGUGCUCCAUCGUAUUUUAGUUUUAAAUCAGACAGACGAAUAUCGAUUCAAUAGGGCAUCUCUUAUAAAUGUCGGAUGGUAUGAAGCUGACAGAUUGGGAUGUGAUUAUUUGGUUAUGCACGAUGUAGAUCUCCUACCCCUCAAUCCAGAUGUAGACUAUAGUUUUCCUGAAGUUGGAGUAAUACGACAUAUUUCCUCUCCUCAAUAUCAUCCCAAAUACAACUACACCAAAUUCAUCGGAGGUAUCCUGAUGACGACCAUGAUUGAUUAUAAUUUACUAAAUGGAAUGUCGAACAAGUAUUGGGGAUGGGGAUUAGAAGAUGACGAGUUCUACCUCCGAAUAAGUGAGAGUUCACUUAACUUGACUCGGGUGAGUGGUUUGUCCACAAAUCGAAAGAACACUUUUCGGCACAUACAUGGACGAAACAGGAAAAGGGAUUAUGCUGUUGUUACCAAAGAUCAGAGAGCCAUGAAGAGAAAGCGUGACAGAAUAUCUGGUCUAUCGAAUGUACAAUAUUCGAUUGCUGCUCGACGACUACUCGAAUUGCCUGACGCUCUAGUUAGUGUUAUAGAUGUGAGUCUGGUUUGUAACCGAACCUGGACUCCCUACUGUACUAUGCCGUCCACUUAA
This is a messenger RNA of Auanema sp. JU1783, 852 nucleotides long. The record is from the annotation of a GenBank genome assembly. NCBI's taxonomy places the organism in Eukaryota, Metazoa, Nematoda, Chromadorea, Rhabditida, Rhabditidae.